AUGUUAAUAAUUUUAAAUUGAUGUUUACCUAGAAUUUUAUUUAUUAUAGGAGUAUUUACUUUUGUUUCUAAUCGAAAGCAUUUAUUAUCUAUAUUAUUAAGAUUAGAAUAUAUUGUUUUAAGAUUAUUUCUUUUAUUAUUUGUAUAUUUAAAUAUAUAUAAUUAUGAAAAUUUUUUUAGAAUAAUAUUUUUAACUUUUAGAGUAUGUGAAGGUGCUUUAGGUCUUUCAAUUUUAGUUUCAAUAAUUCGUACACAUGGAAAUGAUUAUUUUCAAAGAUUUAAUGUAUUAUAA
Musca domestica (house fly) is the source of this 291-nucleotide messenger RNA. NCBI's taxonomy places the organism in Eukaryota, Metazoa, Arthropoda, Insecta, Diptera, Muscidae. The record is from the annotation of a RefSeq genome assembly.